AUGGUACGUGGCCAUCACGGACUCCAUCACCACCUCGCUCCAGGCAUCCCGCCCAUCAACACGAAUAUUUCCGGAAAACGUCCGGCUGGGGGUCCACUGUCUGCCGGCGCCUCCUCGCCACCGGCUAAGAAGCAGACGAAGUGGGCACCGGAAGAAGACGCUCUGAAUAUCGAGCUGCGAAGGUCGGGAAUGAAGUGGGAUGACAUUGCGGAGCGAUUGCCGGGACGGAGCGCGAUUAGUUGCCGGCUGCGGUAUCAGAACUAUAGCGAGAAGAGGCCGGAGUGGGAUGAGGAGCGGAAGAACAAGUUGGCGCGGUUGUACGCAAGAUUCCGCAAAGACAUGUUCGACAUCCCUGCCAAAGAAAUGGGCCUCCCCUGGAGAGCGGUCGAAUCGAUGCUAUGGCACAUGGGCCACGAAGAAAUCGCCCAGCGUGCCAAUGCCCCC
Molecule: messenger RNA, 444 nt
Organism: Eremomyces bilateralis CBS 781.70
Lineage: Eukaryota; Fungi; Ascomycota; Dothideomycetes; Eremomycetales; Eremomycetaceae
Exons: 2
Source: RefSeq, a predicted model, not a curated record